GCACUGGUGGUUCUCCACAAUGACAUCGUUGUUGUGGACCUACUCUCCCCCAGCUACCCCCGUUUUGAGAACCCCUAUUGAAGGGAUACACACGAGUCACCUGUCACCGGCUGUACACACCUGGCUGACUGCCCUGCUGACCUCAACCCUGCCCUCUACUUAGCUGGGGCCAGGGGAGGGGGGCACAGGAAGCAGGGUUUCUCUGAGAAGGAGUGGCCAAUCUCUGGGAGGGAGUGGGACAGCACCUCUUGCCCCUACCCUGAAAUGACCUUGACUGGACAUGUGGAUGGGUCAAUAAAAUUCUGGGAUGCCUCUUCUGUGGGACUCCAGAUUCUUUACAAUUUCAAGACUGCAAACGUAUGGCCUAUUCCAGUUCACUUGAGUCCAUCCCAGCCUCCCCAACUGCAUCCCAGCCACCCCAGUACAUCCCAGCCUCUCCCAGUACAUCCCAGCCUCUCCCAGUCAUCCCCAGUUCAUCCCCAGCCUCUCCCAGUGCAUCUCAGCCACUCUUAGUGCAUCCCAGCCUCUCCCAGUGCAUCCCAGCCUCUCCCAAUCCAACCCAGCCUCCCUCAGAGCAUCCCAGCCUCCCUCAGUGCAUCCCAGCUUCCUUCAGUGCAUCCCAGCCUCUUCCAGUCCAUCCCAACCUCUCCCAGUGCAUCUCAGCCACUCUUGGUGCAGCCCAGCCUCUCCCAGUCCAUCCCAGCUUCUCCCAGUGCAUCUCAGCCACUCUUGGUGCAUCCCAGCUUCUCCCAGUGCAUCUCAGCCUCUCCCAAUUCAUCCCAGCCUCCCUCAGAGCAUCCCAGCCUCCCUCAGAGCAUCCCAGCCUCCUUCAGUUCAUCCCAGCCUCUUCCAGUCCAUCCCAACCUCUCCCAGUGCAUCCCAGCAUCUCCCAGUGCAUUCCAGCCUCUUCCAGUGCAUCCCAGCCUCUCCCAGUACAUCCCAGCCUCUCCCAGUACAUCCCAGCCUCUCCCAGUGCAUCCCAGCCUCUCCCAGUGCAUCCCAGCCUCCCCCAGUGCAUCCCAGCUUCUUCCAGUACAUCCCAGCCUCUCCCAGUACAUCCCAGCCUUUCCCAGUACAUCCCAGCCUCUCCCAGUACAUCCCAGCCUCUCCCAGUACAUCCCAGCCUCCCCCAGUGCAUCCCAGCCUCUCCCAGUGCAUCCCAGCUUCUUGCAGUACAUCCCAGCCUCUCCCAGUACAUCCCAGCCUCUCAGUACAUUCCAGCCUCUCCCAGUGCAUCCCAGCUUCUUCCAGUACAUCCCAGCCUCUCCCAGUACAUCCCAGCCUCUCCCAGUCUAUUCCAGCCUCCCCCAGUGCAUCCCAGCUUCUUCCAGUACAUUCCAGCUUCUCCCAGUGCAUCUCAGCCUCUCCCAUUACAUCCCAGCCUCUCCCAGUACAUUCCAACCUCUUCCAGUACAUCUCAGCCUGUCCCAGCGCAUCCCAGACUCUCUCAGUAUAUCUAAAACAAUUAUUCCCUGUAAAAACAAUGUAAAUUAUUAUUGUACAGGGAAGUUUGAAGGAGUAAAUUUAUUCCCCCUAGCACUGCUGAACGUAAUCAUGUGUUACCUCUCAGUAGAAAACAUUUUAUGCGAGGCUCCCUUCCAAUACUCUGAAAUUGCUCUCGUUUUCGUUCCGCCUCGGGAGUUUUAAGGGGGAACUUCACUAAAUCGAGUAAUUUAUUCCCAUUUUCUCUUUCCCGCAGUGCCUCGAGGUGCCAGUCAUUUAUGAAGUAUGAAAGCAGAAACGGGUCUCCAGAAUAUGAUUUUUGAGCAAGAUCUUCCCUUCAGGCCAGGUAGUGGGUGUGUCUGGUACAUGCUGAGGACAAGGCAGACUACUCCUAUCCUGUGUGGCGUUAGUCGAGCCACAGCCAAUAGUCUGGAGACCCUCACCUUUGUACUAUUCCUGAUAGACUUUGCUGCUGCUGCUGCUGCUGCCUACGUAUGGGUCAAAGGUUAGUAGUGCACUACUGGCUGGCUGACUGACUGACUGACUUUUUGGCUGGCUGGCUGGCUGACUGACUGACUGACUGACUGACUGACUGACUGACUUUUUGGCUGACUGACUGUUUUGCUGGCUGGCUGGCUGACUGACUGACUGGCUGACUGACUGACCGACCAUUUGGCUGGCUGACUGACUGAAUGACUUUUUGGCUGGCUGACUGACUGACUGACUGACUGUUUGUUUGGCUGACUGACUGACUGACUGACUGACUGACUGACUGACUGACUGACUGACUGACUGACUGACUUUUUGGCUGGCUGACGGACUCAAUGACCGUUUGGCUGGCUGGCUGGCUGACUGACUGACUGACUGACUGACUGACUGACUGACUGACUGUUUGGCUGACUGACUGACUGUCUGUUUGCCUGGCAGACUGACUGACUAACUGACUGACUGACUGACUGACUGACUGACUGACUGACUGACUGACCGACCGACCAACUGACUUUGGCUGGCUGACUGACUGACUGACUGACUGACUGACUGACUGACUGUUUGCCUGGCUGACUGACUGACUGACUGUUUGCCUGGCUGGCUGACUGACUGACUUUUUGGCUGGCUGGCUGACUGACUGACUGACUGACUGACUGACUGACUGACCAACCAACCAACUGACUUUGACUGACUGACUGACUGACUGACUGACCAACUGACUUUGGCUGGCUGACUGACUGACUGACUGACUGACUGACUGACUGACUGACUGUUUGCCUGGCUGACUGACUGACUGACUGUUUGCCUGGCUGACUGACUGACUGUUUGGCUGGCUGACUGACUGACUGACUGUUUGGCUGGCUGGCUGACUGACUGACUUUUUGGCUGGCUGGCUGACUGACUGACUUUUUGGCUGGCUGGCUGACUGACUGACUGACUGACUGACUUUUUGGCUGGCUGGCUGACUGACUGACUGACUGACUGACUGACUGACUGACUGACUGACCAACCGACUUUGACUGACUGACUGACUGACUGACUGACUGACUGACUGGCUGACUGACUGACUGACUGAUUGACUUUGGCUAGCUGAGUGGCUGGCUGGCUGGCUGUCACCACCACCUAGCCUAACCUAACAAAACUAAAUUAACCUAACCCCUCAAAAAAAUGGACCUUUCUUUCUUUUUUUUUAUUAGACUUUUGUUGCCCUUGGUUGGUGUCCCUUGUACAUUAAAAACAAACAAACCUAACCAAACCGUGUGUGUGUGUGUGUGUGUGUGUGUGUGUGUGUGUGUGUGUGUGUGUGUGUGUGUGUGUGUGUGUGUGUGUGUGUGUGUGUGUACA
Scylla paramamosain (green mud crab) is the source of this 3276-nucleotide messenger RNA. RefSeq lists its product as uncharacterized. Bases 360 to 1460 code for a protein of 366 amino acids. The record is from RefSeq and is a predicted model, not a curated record. NCBI's taxonomy places the organism in Eukaryota, Metazoa, Arthropoda, Malacostraca, Decapoda, Portunidae. The transcript is spliced from 3 exons.